This is a messenger RNA of Tripterygium wilfordii, 744 nucleotides long. Its product is annotated as cytochrome b5-like. Gene Ontology annotation, cellular component: membrane; intracellular membrane-bounded organelle. The record is from RefSeq and is a predicted model, not a curated record. Bases 96 to 500 code for a protein of 134 amino acids. Gene Ontology annotation, molecular function: heme binding. The transcript has 3 exons. NCBI's taxonomy places the organism in Eukaryota, Viridiplantae, Streptophyta, Magnoliopsida, Celastrales, Celastraceae.
CAACCAUUCAAUACUUCAGAAACACAAACCGAGCAGCGAGUCAGCCGCGAAUAACAGACCCGACAGAGGUAUCGAAAGCUUCCAAAGAAGCAGAUAUGCCGACUUUAACGAAGCUUUACUCUAUGCAAGAAGCUGCUGAGCAUGGCAGCAAGGACGAUUGCUGGGUCGUUAUUGAUGGCAAGGUAUAUGAUGUGAGUUCAUAUCUGGAUGAGCAUCCGGGAGGAGAUGAUGUUGUCCUUGCUGUGACUGGGAAAGAUGCAACAGAUGAUUUUGAAGAUGCCGGGCAUAGCAAAGAGGCGAGGGAGCUUAUGGAGAAGUUUUGCAUUGGCGAGCUGGACGAAUCUGCCCCAGUAAUCCCAGAACUUGAGAUUUUCUCCAAGAAACAAGAGGCAGAUUAUGCUGAAAAGCUCAAGGACUUAUCUAAACAAUACUGGGCUGCGCCAGUGGCUGUCAUUGGCAUCUCUGUUGUGGUUGGACUCCUGUACUUGCGGAAGAAGUAGCACACUUCAUUUUGAGUUUGGCCAUUUUUGCAGUAGAGAGUUGGUUAAAUUUUUUGAAUAAUUAGGAGCAUAAUAUGAUUAAAGAACUGGUAUUAAAAUUUUGAGAGAUCCAGAUAAUUCAUGAUGCACUUUGUGAGUAAUACAUGUAACAUGAUUCAAAUGAAGGUGUAGGCAUACUCGAACUUUUCAAAAAUAUUAAUAGUUCAUGAUCAAACAACUAGAUGUUGGUGAAAUUUACUGCUUC